AUGAACCUCCAGGCCGUCGCUCCAGGCCUCCGACUGCCGCUGCUGCCGCUGCUUCUCAUAGCUGACGAAAGCGAGGAAAUCGUCCAGACGUAUAUUGACGAGGGAACUAUGUACAAGAUUGCUAUGGACGAUGGAGAGGUGGUGGGGGUGGUGCAAGUGAUUGGAGACGAAAUCAAAAACCUGGCUAUAGCUCCGGGCAAUCAGGGUCAGGGGCUGGGAAAGAAGGCCAUAAAGCUGCUUCAGGAGCAACCUCAUGUGUCCAAGCUCGUCGUGGGCACCGCAAACUCGUCUAUCGACAACCUGGCCUUUUACCAAAAGUGCGGUUUUCGGUUCAGCGACAUUCGACGAGACUUUUUUCUAAAGUACCCCGAGCCCAUUUUCGAAAACGGCAUUCGGGCUAUCGAUAUGCUGAUGCUUGAAUGGACAAAGUGA
Messenger RNA from Yarrowia lipolytica CLIB122, 432 nucleotides. The record is from RefSeq and is a predicted model, not a curated record. NCBI's taxonomy places the organism in Eukaryota, Fungi, Ascomycota, Dipodascomycetes, Dipodascales.